CCCAAAUUUCUUAUCCACCACAAGUAAAGAAAAUAAAAAUAAUACCUUAGACAUGAAGAAGUUCUUGGUAUUCUUCUUGUUAGGCCUGGUUGUGGCUGUAUCCGGCGGAGAUUUCAACCAGCAGUUCGACAUUACAUGGGGCGGGGGGCGGGGGAAGAUUGUAGGAAAUGGACAGGCCAUGGCGCUGACAUUGGAUAGGACUUCAGGGUCGGGAUUUAGAUCCAAGAACCAAUACUUGUAUGGAAAAAUCGACAUGCAGCUUAAGCUUGUUCCUGGAAAUUCUGCCGGCACGGUUACAACAUAUUAUCUAUCUUCUUUGGGAGCUACUCAUGAUGAGAUCGACUAUGAAUUCCUCGGCAACAUAAGUGGACAACCUUACACUCUACAUACGAAUAUAUAUGCGCAAGGCAAAGGCAACAGAGAGCAACAGUUUCAUCUAUGGUUCGACCCAACUAAGGAUUAUCACACUUACUCUAUCUUAUGGAACCCUUUAAGCAUCAUAUUCUCCGUAGAUGGAAUUCCAAUCAGGCAAUACAAGAAUCUAGAAUCAAAAGGGAUACCUUACCCCAAAAAUCAGCCCAUGUGGAUCUAUGGCAGCCUGUGGGAUGCAGAGGACUGGGCGACGAGGGGGGGGCUCGUCAAAACUGAUUGGUCACAAGCUCCAUUCACAGCUUCGUUUGCAAACUUCAAUGCUCAGGCUUGCUCGGGUUCCUGCGCUAUCAAUCCAUCAGCAAAUUCAUGGUUCUCACAGUCACUUGGCACUGCUGGACUAGCAAAAUUAAAAUGGGUGCAGAGUAACUACAUGAUCUACAACUACUGCACUGAUUAUAAGCGCUUUCCGCAAGGGUUUCCUCCCGAAUGCUCCAUUGCAUAAGAUACAUACACAACAAGUAUACAUACAAAAAGAAUUUUCAGAUGCUUUCAAGUUUUCCCCAAUUUCUAUUUAAUUUUUUGCUGCUGUUUCCUGUUUCUCAUUCUGGUUGCCCUCUUGAACCAUGAAUAUGGACCUGUUCCGGGCAUGCAUUUGUAUACUUUUUACUCCUUGUAUUCUUUAAUAAUGUUUGGGAUAUGUAACUGUAUGUAAAGUUGUAUGCAGUGAAAUUUGAAUAAGAGAUAUUGCUAUGAAUUUGAGUGAA
This is a messenger RNA of Andrographis paniculata, 1136 nucleotides long. Its product is annotated as xyloglucan endotransglucosylase protein 1-like. Gene Ontology annotation, molecular function: xyloglucan:xyloglucosyl transferase activity; hydrolase activity, hydrolyzing O-glycosyl compounds. The record is from RefSeq and is a predicted model, not a curated record. Lineage: Eukaryota; Viridiplantae; Streptophyta; Magnoliopsida; Lamiales; Acanthaceae. Gene Ontology annotation, biological process: xyloglucan metabolic process; cell wall biogenesis. The transcript has 3 exons. Bases 53 to 874 code for a protein of 273 amino acids. Gene Ontology annotation, cellular component: apoplast; cell wall.